ACCAGGUCAAUAAUAAAAAACAAAACAACGGAAGACUCCUCGUAACAACUUAAUUAAGUAAUUAAUGGCUUGAAGUAAGCAGUCAUUGGACAUAUAAUGAUUGAGAAAUGGAUUUUAGCGGUGUUCUGUCUGGCUCUAAAUGUCCAUCUCUCAGAGUCUUGGUGCCGACCGUUCGAGAGAGCGGACAUAUUUUUCAUCAUGGAAGACUCGUACAGCACUGACUAUCAGUAUAAUGACUUUAGCACACAAAAGGCUGUUCUCAACAGAAUCGUAGACAAACUUUACAUUAACAAAGACAACGGGAUAAGAAUAGGCCUCGUCACUUAUAAUGUAGACGCUAAGUGUAAAUUUGAUUUAGACGACUACACGACAACUUCCACCAUCAAAAGUGCAAUCAACAGUGUCAGUGCCUCAAAGAAUUCUUGGACCCACGAAAACGACACAGAUUUAAUUCACAAGGGCAUUGUCGAGGCCCAACGUCACUUCACUUCCGGUAGGGGUGACCGAUCUGACGCCCCCAAUAUCUACCUUUUCACGACAGAUUCUAUUUUUAGUGACGAGUUAACUAAUAAUAACCUUUAUGAUACAGCGUUGAAUUUGCGAAAUGCUGGUGAAAAUUACAUCUGGGCAAUCGGCGUGCGCAGCGCCACUAGUCAGGUGGGCAAUAUCGUGGGGUCCGACGGGGGAUCUCACACAGGAAGUACAUGGGCAACUUUAAACUCAGAAACCGAAGCAGAAGCUUUUUACCAAAAGUUCUCCGGGUGUCCCACUGUGGAUCCAGCUCUGUCAAAAUACUAUUGUUUCCGACCUAAUUUUUUAUACUUUGAAGAUCCGGCCCAGGCAUCAGCUACCACUGAAGUUUGUGAAACCGAAACAAGUGUGAUGUUAUUUGAUGUGCAAAAUGAAAGCCGCUGUCUCUUCAUAUUAAUUGUUAUUACCAAGGGCAUAAAUGUUGUAGAAAUCAUAGCAUCUGAUUUGAAUGGCACCAUCAAGUCCAUCAACUACACGGUACCAGAGGAAGAGAGAAUCUCCAUUGUAGAGCAUGACAGGAUCGGAUGGCGCGUUUCGACACAGAACAUUAUAUCUUAUCAACCAUGUGACCUUCUUAAAGACCGAUUUUGUCCUCAGAAUAUCUACGCUACCAUCCAAUCGGAUGAUAUUUAUGAAUACAUGCAAUUUGAUUGGUCAGCUAGGUACGACAAUGAAACCAAUGAAAAUGUCACAAAAUUAACCAACAGAGGAUAUACUUUAAAAGUAUAUGCAAAUAACAAUACCCAGCUACAGUUUGAGGAGUCGUUGUACCUGACUGCCGCUGCAGAUCAUUGGCCAAUAGGAACCAGUUUCUCAUCGUAUGAAUUGACAGGUGUCGACUACAAAGAAAAUAUCACACUGACCUGGCAACAACCAAACGCUUAUAUUGACCUCAACGAAUCCUAUAGUUUUGUACAAGUGGCCCGACAGUUGGAGCCAUCCGAGUCCGCGCAGGGAAUGGCGGGAUACAAGGCCAUCCUGAGGGCCGUGGACACCUGUCGCUGGACCGCCUCUACCACCUUCUCUGUAGAAACCUUUAAUGGGCCCCCAAUUAUUACAAAUUUCCCCAAAGAGAUGUCCCUCUUGGAGAACACAGGGGGUAACGUGUUCGUGUACCCGGUGGCUGUUUACGACCCGACGGUACCCCCGGACCCAGUUUGUUGUACCCUGGAGAGCGUGCGUCCCCAGACCCAGAACUUUGAGAUUAGACUCGUCAACAAUACAAACUUUCUCCUGUACACCACGGAGAAGCCGGUGUUUGACUACAACUCGUGGAACUCCUACAUGUUGACCGUGUGCUGCGAGGACGGGUACGGGACGGUGAAAGGUAUACUGAAGAUAGACGUGGAGCAGAUCAAGGAAAAGUUUAUAUAUACACCACCAACCUGGUUCUACACCUCCAUCAUUGCCAGUCUGAUACCGAUAGGAGUCAUGUACCUCACAGCCUGUAUUCUUCUCAUCGAUACCAUGUUCUUUGUAAACAUCAAACACGUCGAUAAAGAUGACGAAGAUGAGGAAGUCUCACAUGUUCGCCUGGACAUGGUUUAGCGAAUAAAAUAUGAACCUAUCAUUGAACACUUCUAUAGAUGCAUAUUAUUACUCAGGAACCAUUCGCCAGCUUCACUGAUCAUAUUGAUGGGUUCAUUUACAUGAUCCACCCGCACUGAGGUGAACAGAUACUUCUGUAGAUUGCGCAGUAAAAGAAAUAACGAUGUGUUAAAAAAUGACACUGAUAUUAAAUGUAACAUGAUUCAUGAGAAGUAUGUAUAGUAAACCAAAAUUGCUCAAAUAAUUAUUUUUUUUUACUAUACAUGUAUAUUUUUAUUGUUCAUACCAUUGU
Messenger RNA from Saccostrea cuccullata (small rock oyster), 2371 nucleotides. RefSeq lists its product as uncharacterized. Bases 97 to 2079 code for a protein of 660 amino acids. NCBI's taxonomy places the organism in Eukaryota, Metazoa, Mollusca, Bivalvia, Ostreida, Ostreidae. Gene Ontology annotation, molecular function: calcium ion binding. The transcript is spliced from 11 exons. The record is from RefSeq and is a predicted model, not a curated record. Gene Ontology annotation, cellular component: membrane.